Ricinus communis (castor bean) is the source of this 1709-nucleotide messenger RNA. RefSeq names its product zinc finger CCCH domain-containing protein 16. The transcript is spliced from 11 exons. The record is from RefSeq and is a predicted model, not a curated record. Bases 100 to 1332 code for a protein of 410 amino acids. Gene Ontology annotation, molecular function: metal ion binding. Lineage: Eukaryota; Viridiplantae; Streptophyta; Magnoliopsida; Malpighiales; Euphorbiaceae.
AGGAUGGCGUAAAAUCGCCGUCGUACAGCUUGUUCAUAUAUAUAUUGAAAUUUGAAGAGAAUACAGAGAAUAUAGUAGUAAUAUAGACAAACCAUAACAAUGGCUUUCAGGAAAGAAGUGUGCAGAAACUUUCAGCGUGGAAGCUGCCAAUACGGUGAAAGAUGUAAAUUUCUACAUGUGAAUAAUCAGCAACAGCAAUCCAAUAACAAUUCGUUUGGGUUCGGGUCGCAGCAGAAGCAACAGAACCAGUCUUCUAGUCCCUUUGGAUUUGGCACUCAAUCAAAAUCUUCCACCAAGCCUUUUGAAAAUAAAUGGACCCGUUUCUCUCCCAUUUCGAAUGCUGCUGCUACUCCCUCAUCAAGACAACCUGAUAAUCAGCCCCAGCCGGCUAAUCACAAGUGCACGGAUCCUGACUCCUGCAAACGUCAGAUUGCUGAAGAUUUUCAGAACGAGAAGCCACUUUGGAAGCUUACAUGCUACGGACACUCUAAAAAUGGCCCUUGUGACAUUGGUGGCGAUGUCAGUUAUGAAGAAUUGCGGGCUCUUGCUUAUGAUGAAGCUAAGCAUGGAUUGACUUUGCAAUCAAUUGUUGAAAGAGAGAGAAAUUUACUAAGUUCCAAGUUGAUCGAGUUUGAGAACCUGCUUCGUAAUCCUUAUGCAGCACCUCCAAAGUCAGCUUUCAGCCAGAGUCCAUUCCCUGGAGUAACUCCCAAUGCAAUAUUGCCUAGCGGGCAAAAUAAUCCCCCGCCUUCGGUAUCCAGCUUCAGUCAACUGGGCGCAUCACUUAAUAUGGCAACUCGAACAAGGCCUUCAACAUCAUCAAACAAUGCUUUUGGGCAACCAAACUUCUCAAAUUCUAGCCAGGCUUCCAGUCCAUUUGGAACAAGGUCCUCUGUAUUGUCAAAUAAUAUCUUUGGCCAACCAAAUGGAUUCUCUAAUUCAAGCCAAACUUCGAGUAUAUUUGGGAAGAACAAUCUCACACCUGCAAAUCCUGGUUCAGUUAACAGCCAACUUCCUGGCCAGGCAUCUAGAGAUUUCUUUUCCUCACAUACAGCAGGCUUCAGCAGCAGUAAUGUAAUAAGCAAUCAUAGUAAUCCAUUUCCAUCUUCAGCAAUGUCGACACAGAUCACCCAUUCACCUGGUCCCCAGCCUCUCAUCACUUCUGGUGCACUUAACUCAGCUUCUAAUGCAGCUGGGCAAGCUGCUAAACAGAUUCAAUCAGUAAAUGACGUGCAAAGAGGGACCAUUCCGGUGGAUGCAAGUAUUUGGUUAAAAGAAACCUGGACACGCGGAGAGAUUCCAGAAGAGGCACCUCCAGAUGAAUAUAUUUGACUUGUGGAAUUCCUUUUCCCUGACAUGUAAAUCACCAGGGUGGUUAAAGAUUUGAGAAGCUGUUUAAGCUCCCAUUCUAUUUCUUGUGAGAAGGGAGCCAUUGUUGUGAGAUGAGAGAUUCAGUCGGUUGUAAUCUUCCUGCAUGUUUAGGAUGGGAUAGUCAACAUAUGGAGAACUUUUUGCAUACGUCAGUAUAAAGAAGAAGCAAUUUCCUAAUAUGGAAGUUAUGGUUUAUGGUGUACUGGAAAUGUGAAGGGUAAUGUAAGUGACUUCGACCAGAUCCCUUGCCAGUAGAGUUGUUCUUCUAUUGCACUUUAAAAAGGAAUUAUGUUGGUUCAAAUUUUCCAUUAAUGAAAAUCAAUCAUUUUAUCUGUUAA